AUGAAGAGAUUUAUGGAUUUAGGUUAUGCUGAUAUUGAUACUAUGGUUAUUGGAAAUACUCCUCCAAAUUAUCCAGACGCUAAUGCAACAACUGAUGAUCAGCCCAUUUUAUACAUUGGUGAUCAAUCAGAUACUGAUGACCACGAAGGAUUUUUUGAUCUGGGAUUCAUGCCACAAGCGGUUGUUUCUGUUGUUCCUCUGAAUGUUGUCUUCCCUGACUCAUAUUUUGAAGGGGAGAUUCCUUAG
Messenger RNA from Lactuca saligna, 246 nucleotides. The record is from the annotation of a GenBank genome assembly. NCBI's taxonomy places the organism in Eukaryota, Viridiplantae, Streptophyta, Magnoliopsida, Asterales, Asteraceae.